Messenger RNA from Cercopithifilaria johnstoni, 990 nucleotides. The record is from the annotation of a GenBank genome assembly. Lineage: Eukaryota; Metazoa; Nematoda; Chromadorea; Rhabditida; Onchocercidae.
AUGAGUAUAUUUGCAACUCGGAAAGCAACGGUGAUAGCGACAGCUUGUUCAGCGAUCUGCUUCUUAAGUGUUGCAGUGUUAUUACCAAUGAUGCAUUUUCAUAGUCAGGAAAUAAUAUCAUCCAUGCUUUCACAGAUUGAAUUAUGUAAGGCUCAAUCGGGAGAUAUUUGGAAACAAAUUGCUUUGGUUGAAAAUAAAGUUCGAAAAGCUCGUUCUGACGGUUAUAACUUGCCGUUUAGUGGUAAUUUCCCAAGUGGUGCAUGUUGUGCUUGUUCACAAGGAUUACCAGGACCUCGAGGAUUACCCGGAAAAGAUGGCAUACCGGGAAAAGCAGGUGGACCAGGUAAAGAUGGAGCCAAUGGACGCGAAGGUGUAUAUCUUCCUGCACCACCAUUAGGCUCAAAUAGUUGUCAAAAAUGUCCUCCAGGUCCGCCUGGACCACCUGGUCUACCUGGACCAAAGGGAAAACGUGGCAAACCUGGAUCACCAGGCAAGGUAGGAAAAACUGGAGAACCAAGUCGACCUGGACCACCAGGACCACCAGGACUUCGCGGAGAACCAGGACCUCCUGGACCAAAAGGACCACAGGGUGAUCGUGGUAGAGUAUUAAAUGGAGCACCACCUGGACCAGCAGGUCCACCUGGAAGUAUUGGACCACGCGGUGCACCCGGUAGCAAAGGGCAUGAUGGAAAAGCAGGUCAAACCGGGAAUCAAGGUAUACGAGGUUCAGUAGGAGAGAGAGGAAGUUCAGGAGAUCCUGGACCACCAGGUCCACCAGGAUUACCAGGUGAACCUGGAUUAAUUGGUAGCUGCUCUCAUUGUCCAGGAGUUGUUCCAUUACGUAGUCCGGCUUUUUCUCCUGAAACAUAUACACAAAAAUCAUCGAAAUCAAAAGUUUCAUCUACGGAAGUACCACAGAACGCUGAAUAUUCUUAUUCAAAUUCGCUUCCGAAAUAUAAUGAUAGGGAAUAUUUGUGGAUUCUGAAAUAA